CUUUGCUUUUCUGAGCAAUGUCUCUCGAAACUUCCAUUAGCACUACUUUGCUUUGCAUUUGGCCCAACCAUCAGAGCCAAAAGUAUUCGUAAUAAUCAAAGCCCUGCUCUGAGCUCAUCCGCGAGCAAUUGUGGAUGCGUUUGCUAUUUCAUCCUUCUUCUUUGUUUUGCUUUGCAAUUAUCUUGUACACUAAAAGACCGUCCUCCCUUAUAUUCACCUCAUUUUUCUAAAACAUGCGCUGCUCCAUUGCUCUGACAGCACUCGCCGCACUUGCCAGCUCGGCACUCGGCCGCGUCUACUACGAGGAGACAUUCACUAGCGUUGACAGCGUCGACAGCUUCAUUGCGACAGGCGUCCGCGCAGACGUCGGCGCCAUCAAGCGCUCGCCAGGCAAGUGGUACUCUGAUGAGAAGAACAGCGCCGGCCUGCAGCUCGUCGAAGACGCGCGGUUCUACGCCUACACAUCCAAGCUCAAGCGCCCAUUCAACACCAAGGGCAAGGACUUUGUGGUGCAGUUCACCGUCAAGUAUGAACAGGAUAUUGACUGCGGAGGCGCAUACCUGAAGCUGUUGCCUCCUACCCUGGACCCGACCAAGUUUGACGGCGAUUCGGAGUACGAGAUCAUGUUUGGACCUGAUAUCUGCGGCUCGACAAACCGCCGUGUGCACGCCAUCAUCAACUACAACUCUACGAACAGCCAGAUCGACAAGGUCAUCCAGCCGCGCGGCGACCAGCUCACCCACCAGUACACGUUCUGGAUCAAGCCCGACAAGACCUUUGAGAUCCGCAUCGACAACAAGAUCCAGGAGGAGGGCAGGAUUGAAGACAUGUGGAAGGUUUUGCCCGAGAAGCAGAUCUCGGACCCGGAUGCCGUCAAGCCUGAGGACUGGGUCGAUGGCCCGGCAAUGAUUGAGGACCCUGAGGACGAGAAGCCCACAGACUGGGUUGAUGGUCCUGCCACCAUCCCUGACCCCGAGGCCAAGAAACCUGAGGACUGGGACGACGACAUGGACGGCGACUGGGAGGCGCCCGUGAUCGCCAACCCCGAGUAUAAGGGCGAGUGGAAGCCCCGCCAGAUUGCCAACCCGGAGUACAAGGGCGAGUGGGUUGCGCCCAUGAUCGACAACCCCGCGUACGAUGAGGACGAGGACCUGGCUGUCUUCAACAUCGGCUACGUCGGCAUUGACGUCUGGACCGUCAAGUCAGGAACUAUCUUUGACAACAUCCUGAUUACCGACGACAUUGAUUACGCCUCUCAGUUCGGCAACACCACCUGGGGUGACUACGUCGAGGCUGAGAUCAGCGCUAAGAAGGCUGUCGAUGAGGAGGAGACCAAGAAGCUCGAGGAAGAGCGCAAGGCCAAGGAGGCUGAGGCAGAGAAGGACGCUGAGGCGGAGAAGGACGCCGACGAGCUUGAUAUUGAGAUCGAGGAGACCAUCGAGACCGAGGUUGUGCUUGAGCUCGAGACCAAGGUUGAGACUGAGGUUGAGACCGAGGUUGAGACUGAAGUUGAGACCGAGGUCGUGGUUGAGGAGACCACCGAGCUCGAAGUCGUGAUUGAUGAUGUCACCGAGUCUGCAGUCGAGGAGGACAAGGUCGACGAGGCUGUUGCCAGGGCCGAGAAGAAGGCUGCUAAGAAGGCUGCUAAGAAGGCUGCCGCAAAGGCCAAGAAGGCUGCUGAGGAGGCUGCUGAGGCCGCCAAGAAGGCUGCUGAGGAGGCCGAGCGUGCUGCCGUUGACGACAGCGACGAUGAUGUUGUUGGCCAUGACGAGCUUUAAGUCACUUGUAAGCUGCUGAAUUCAUUACCAAACUUUGUUCAACUUUUCUUUCUUUUAUAGCUCCUUUUUUGUUCUCAUCAUUUUUUGUGGCGUAGGUUUCGCCAGCAUAAUAAAAUUCACAUUCACAUUUA
Messenger RNA from Kickxella alabastrina, 1909 nucleotides. Its product is annotated as Calreticulin family-domain-containing protein. Lineage: Eukaryota; Fungi; Kickxellomycota; Kickxellomycetes; Kickxellales; Kickxellaceae. Gene Ontology annotation, biological process: protein folding. Gene Ontology annotation, cellular component: endoplasmic reticulum; endoplasmic reticulum membrane. The record is from RefSeq and is a predicted model, not a curated record. The transcript is spliced from 2 exons. The coding region runs from base 234 to 1778 and encodes 514 amino acids. Gene Ontology annotation, molecular function: calcium ion binding.